Daphnia pulex (common water flea) is the source of this 4695-nucleotide messenger RNA. Its product is annotated as prodigiosin synthesizing transferase PigC-like. The transcript is spliced from 16 exons. Gene Ontology annotation, biological process: phosphorylation. The record is from RefSeq and is a predicted model, not a curated record. NCBI's taxonomy places the organism in Eukaryota, Metazoa, Arthropoda, Branchiopoda, Diplostraca, Daphniidae. Bases 567 to 4625 code for a protein of 1352 amino acids. Gene Ontology annotation, molecular function: ATP binding; kinase activity.
ACAACUAAUUUGUUGAGUAUUCCGUGCGUGUUGUUUUGAUGCGAUAAAUAGGGUCAGGAGAAAGUGGUGAUUUCCCUUGUAUUUGGCUGCCGGCCAAGAUGAGAGAUAAGAUUGUGCUCGUCGAGAUAAGGACCUAAGCUUGUACGGCCUUGGUGAUGCAUUGGAUUGACUCAUCGCGUUCAAAGUACGUCAAGAAUUGAUCAGAUUAUUUUACUGUCUGUCUGGACGUUGAAUUUCAACUAUCUUGUCAUCUAAAUACAAAGUCCUGUUAUCCGGUAUCUAUAGAUUCUAAGCGACAAGUUUACAAAAGUUUCUUUUACACCUUAUUGGUUUUGAACAAAUAAUUUGUAGACCUUUGAUCAUUAUUUAAUGUUUGUGUUUGAGAUUGAACCGAGAUAGGCUAAUGUAACAGCAUCGCAAGAUAACACAAAAUGUAUCUCCAUAAUUUUUUCUUUUUUUAAGUUGGACUUGGUGCCAUCGAACUGUUGUUGGGCGACUAUUAUUGGAUUUUUUUUUCAAGAUCUACAGUCACCGCUCACUAGUGUGACGCCCGAGUGUCUUCAGUCAUGGAUCUCUCUACGUGCCUCGCUUUUUUAAUUAUUUUCGUUGUGCUUUUUGUUCUUUGGUGGAAGCUGUUUGCGAGUUUGGAUAUUCCGAAAUCGUUGAGAUCAUCGUACACCAAUCCCGGACCUUGGUAUUUAUUGAAAAUCAUCGCUGCCAGAAUUUGGUUGAGUCGGAAACUAAAGAAAAAUCCUCGCAUUCUCAACAACACAAUUGACGAUGACUACAAUAAAGUCAAUUCCAAAGGAUACAACCAAAUUGGAAGAUUGGUGCCGACCAAUGUGGAAAUUGCAUGGGAACAACCACAUCCCCUGAAAUUAAUGACGGAUUUUGACGGGUUGACAUUUUACGGAACCGAUGGCGACAGUACGUUCCUUCAAGUGUCGAUUAAUCGUCUGAUCAAUCGGCAAGCUCAGGUUACGCUCCUGUUUACGCUGAAAGAUGGAACUGUCUACCGAUUACCCGCCGCCCCUGAUACUUUGAUUUCAAAUACGGAUGGCAGGGAAUCAUUUAAUACCGACGGCAGAUUGAAAUUCCAACUUCUCGAAGCCAUGAAGAAAUGGCGGAUAACAUUCAACGGCCUAGCGAAGCGAACGCGCCACGGAAAGGAAACUGAAGUGCACUUGAGAAUCAACCUGAUCUGGGCAACGUUUACUCGUCCGUUCGAGUUCAAACGAGAAUUCAGUCACAAGUUACUAGCGCAAGGAAUGGCUCGGGAGCGUUGGAGGGGGCAGCUUGAUUGGUCACAAAUGAGUGAGCCAACUGUAGAUGGGGUCGACCAGUGGGGUGUUAUGUUCGGAACUUAUCAAGAUAGUAGUUUGGACAUUGAAAAAGAAAUUUAUCUGCGCAGUCUUCGUCAAAGGCGUUGGGGACAAAACAAUGCUUCGACAUUGCGCAGGAAAUUAGAUAUCGUUGGAGCUUCUGAGGAUGGACAUUAUUUCUAUUUGAGCGCUACUUCGGAUUCAGCUCGUCUAACUCACGAAGUCUGGGGUCAUGUCUUCCAACCGAAUGGAUUUCUCUACAAAAUUGAUGCAUCGAGUCUAGAUUUGAAAGAUAUCGGGGAAAAGGGCACAGUCCCAAGACAUUUUUCAAUCCGCUUUUCCACCAAAAGCCGCAACUAUCACGCAACCAUCCAUUUGCUCCCAUCAUCACCAUUCGAACAUUUCAUUGGACGUCCGUGGGUUCAUUGUAGCACGACAUACCCGUGUCACUUGACAUUGAAUUCACGCCAAGGACGCGUGGUUUUGGUAAACACCAACGUGUUUCACGGAUAUUGUCCAAUCGCAAAUGAAGUAUCUGUUCCUUAUUUGAGUGCUCCUAAUCGCGAACCAUCGUCGUCUGAAACAGAAAAACUCGUUUUGUUAUUUAAUGAAGAGGCUUGCCGCUUCGAAAGUUUAGUAGGAGGCAAAGGAUCAUCUUUGGCUCUCCUUAGCAGCAACUCAAGGAAAGCUCCUGUGGCAUGUCAAAUUCCAGCCGGAUUUUGCGUGACAGUCAAUGCGUGGAAAGCUCAAACACAAAAUAACCGCGAUAUUGAAGAAGUAUUCCUACAGCUGGAAGAUGUAGCAACUGGAGUGGUUAAAGGGAAACUGGAGGAUUUUUGCAUCAAAGCGGAGAACCUCGUAGCUUCUCUUCCUGUCGACACGUUCGUUCAGGAUUGCAUCAGAGAAGCUCUGCAGGAAUUGUUUGGUGAUGAAUCUGAAAAGAAACGGUUCGCUGUAAGAUCGUCAGCAGUUGGUGAAGACGGCGAAGAAUUGUCUUCUGCUGGACAAAAUAUCACUGUACUCGGUUGUCAAGGAUUCGAAUCCAUCAUGUCAGGAUUGCGUAAAUGUUGGGCGUCGCUGCUUUCUUAUCAGUCGGUCGAGUAUCGUCGUCAACAUGGAGAGCCUCUCAUUCCAGGAAUGGGUGUGGUUAUUCAGGAGAUGGUCGACGCCGAAGCCGCUGGAGUUCUUUUCACUGUCAACCCCAACGAUGGUGACCCAAGCAAAAUGAUUUUGACUGCCAACUACGGGUUGGGCGAGUCGGUUGUUUCCGCUUCCGCUGACCCCGAUACUUUUUACAUCAAAAGGACGUCAAGUGGAGAAUUAUCCGUCUCUUCUCGAACUGUCGGAGCUAAACAAACCAAAGUGAUUCUGUCAGAUGAUGGUACCCGUGAAGAAAAGAUUGCGGAAGAAGUAUCGACCACAUUGUGCUUGUCGGACGAGAAAGUCUUAGAACUCGGUCAACUUGGAGUCUAUUUAGAAAAGGCAUUUGGUGGACCAAGGGACUUGGAAUUUGCUGUAUCCGGAGGCGCACUGUAUUUGCUCCAGGCAAGACCAGUUACUGCGCUCGAUGCUUGGACUGACUUUGAACUUCGUCAUGAAUUUGAUUCUCCUAUUCUCACGGAUUCAGACUACGUGACUAAGGCGAACACAGGCGAAGUUUUUCCCGGUGCAACUUCUCCUCUUGGCCUAUCAGUUACCGCCAGGGCUUUAGAUCUCAGUUUCCAAUUUGUGAUUAAAGAGCAAUUUGCCAGAUUUUUUGAGGUCAAUCCUUGGUGUAUUGGUCGAUUUAACUUGUUCUUCCAGAACCAAGUUUUCAUCAACGUCAUCGACACUUUCCAGCGAGACAUUGGAGAAGAAAUAACAUCACAUCAUCGUUCCGUCGACAUGGCCAUUUUCGGUCACUUGGUCUCCAACUCGACCAUGCACCAAAUCGGCAAGGAUCGUUUUGGUGUUGCAGGCUGGGGAGUGAAACUUUUGAGAUUCAGACACAUGUUUAAUGACAUGUGUUUUAACAACAGACGCGUGAAAAAAGCUGUCCGCAAGUUCGCCGACUAUUCAAUUCCAUCGGAAAAAUACAUCAACUCUCAGGAACUCUAUGAUGAAAUAAGUUCUCAGCUACCUCGUUUACUUGAAAUUAGUAACACCCACUUGCAAGUGAGCCGAGCUGGAACGAUUAGCCAAUUGAUUGCUUUCAUCAUUUUAUUGGACGGACGUAAUGAAUGGACGCCGGAAUUGUACGGUGAAAUGGCACAGUUACUCAGUUCAAUUUCCAAUAUCGAAUCGGCUGAUGUUCCAGUUGCUCUCAAGCAAAUUGCUGAAGCCAUAUUGAAGAGUGACGAUGUUAAAGAGUUUACUGAUCACGCACCAGAAGUCGCAUCAGUUUGGCUGGAGACGGAUCCCGGACAUGCCGGUCGGUUGUUUCGUUCAUUCAUCGCCCGACAUGGACAUCGGGGCAUCAAAGAAUUCGACAUUGCAACUGAAACUUGGGGAAUGAAUUGCCGAUCCCUGGUGUCUGUCCUCCAAUCAAUGGUGGCUAAUCCAGUUAGCUUUGCUCCCAACUCCCAACCGACCAAGUCUAAUGAUGACUGGCUCAAAAUCAUUGGACAGAGCAAGCCGGGAAAAUAUCGCGCCUUGAAAUUCUUCGUCCCUCGCAGUCGCGAUGCUGUUAUCGCUCGCGAGAAAACCAAGUCGUUGUUGAUCCGCACUAUUCAUGUCUUCCGAAUGGCUUACCGCAGACUGGCCCAACUUUUGGUCCGAGAUGGCAAAAUCCCUGACGCCAACCUGAUUUUCUUUUUCACGCAUUCGGAGCUACAGCAGCUCAUUCAUUCAAAUGGCGUCGCAUUAAUCAACAAGGCCAAUAGGAGACGGAAACUUCACCCAGAUCUGGAUGCUCUCGUCUUCCCUGAAAUGUCACUGGGUAUUCCCCAACCCCUAGAAGAAUCGUCUACCGAAGAAUUGAUGGUAGGUGCUGAUGGAGUCCAGUUGACGGGAACUCCAGUCUUCAAGGGAACCGUUCGAGCAACAGUCCGUGUCGCCUUGAACCUGGAAGAAGCCAAAGAAAUCCAGAACGGAGACAUCCUCAUCACGCGGAGCACAGACAUCGGAUGGAGUCCGUAUUUCCCGUUGUUGUCUGGCGUCGUGACGGAGCUCGGUGGUCUGAUUUCUCACGGAGCUGUUGUGGCCCGAGAAUAUGGUCUGCCAGCGAUCGUGGGCUGCGAUAAAGUGACUCAAGUAUUCCGUUCCGGCGAUGUCGUCAUCCUGGACGGAUCAAAGGGCACAAUAACUCGUGUCGAGCCAAGUUAGUUCCUUCCCUAAAUAGAAUAGUUAAAAUCACUGAUUACUUGAGAAGCAUUACACUUGAUUCAUUAACCGA